Nicotiana attenuata is the source of this 555-nucleotide messenger RNA. RefSeq lists its product as uncharacterized. NCBI's taxonomy places the organism in Eukaryota, Viridiplantae, Streptophyta, Magnoliopsida, Solanales, Solanaceae. The record is from RefSeq and is a predicted model, not a curated record.
UACCAGGGACAGGCUAGCAAGAUGGGGUGUAAUAAAUGAAACACUAUGUCCUAUGUGCAAAGUGGAAGAGGAAAGUAUGGAGCACCUGUUCUUCAAGUGUUCAUUUACAGCAGGAAUAUGGAGCAAGAUACUACAGUGGAUGGGAAUCGCCAGACAACCGAUGGGAUGGAGUCAAGAAGUAGACCGGGCAUGCAGCAAUGCUAAGAGCACGUCAACAAACUCUGAAAUUUAUAGAAUAGCACUAGCAAGCUGUGUAUAUCAGGUGUGGCAGGAGAGGAACUACAGAAUUUUCCAAGCUAAACAAAAGCCAGAGGGACUACUGAUCAAGCAAGCUAUACAAAUGAUAAGUGGAAGGGGAAUAGUGAAUAGAUAAUCAGUAAGAAGAAUAGGAGUUACAUUGAGGAAUAUUAAGUCUGGGAGAAUGUCCAGACUUAGUUUGCUUUGUUUUGAGCUUGAAAUUUCUUACUUUGGUAAUAAAAUAUGAUAAUUACCAAAAAAAUAAAAUAAUUACUAGUAUAAAGGAAAGUGUUACAAUAUAUUUUAUUGUUACUUGAU